Heterocephalus glaber (naked mole-rat) is the source of this 345-nucleotide messenger RNA. The record is from RefSeq and is a predicted model, not a curated record. Lineage: Eukaryota; Metazoa; Chordata; Mammalia; Rodentia; Bathyergidae.
AUGGCCAAAAACAUCCUGGGUGAAGCUGGGUUGCACUUUGAUGAGCUGAGGAAGCUAUGGGUUUUGGACCCAGAGGUUACCCAGCAGACCACAGAGCUCAAGAAAGAGAGCAAGGACUUUGUGGAUAAAAUUGGCCAGUUUCAGAAAAUAGCUGGUGGUCUAAUUGAGCUUGUGGACCAACUUGCAAAAGAAGCAGAAAAUGAGAAGAUGAAGGCCAUUGGUGCUCGGAACUUGCUCAAAUCUAUAGCAAAACAGAGAGAAGCCCAACAACAGCAACUUCAAGCACUAAUAGCAGAAAAGAAAAUGCAACUAGAAAGAAAUGAACUGAAAAUUUCAUUUUUAUAG